Messenger RNA from Astyanax mexicanus (Mexican tetra), 1202 nucleotides. RefSeq names its product thymosin beta-11. NCBI's taxonomy places the organism in Eukaryota, Metazoa, Chordata, Actinopteri, Characiformes, Acestrorhamphidae. Gene Ontology annotation, biological process: actin filament organization; regulation of cell migration. The transcript is spliced from 3 exons. The record is from RefSeq and is a predicted model, not a curated record. Gene Ontology annotation, molecular function: actin monomer binding. Gene Ontology annotation, cellular component: cytoplasm. Bases 115 to 246 code for a protein of 43 amino acids.
UUGCAUACAGCGCUGUAUAUAUGCCGCGCUUGCGCAUUGGCGCGCCACAGUGCUGCAGCCGAAACCUGACGGAGAUUAUCAACGCUAACCUGUCUACUUAGACACUCAACAAUCAUGUCUGACAAGCCAAACCUGGAUGAGGUCACCAGCUUCGACAAGAGCAAGCUGAAGAAGACCGAGACCCAGGAGAAGAACCCACUGCCGUCUAAAGAAACCAUCGAACAGGAGAAGCAAGCGUCAUCAUGAAGCCCCCCACAAGCCGCCAUCAUGCACUGUGCACACCCCCCUUUCCCUGCAUUGCCUUCUUUUCAUUCACUUCUUUUAGCUUUUUGUAACCGAAAUGUCAAAAAUGAGGAAAAAAAAUGUGUUUUAAAAAAGAAAGAGAGCAAACCUAAAGCUGCCAUCAGUGUUGGAUGGAACUGAAAUGAAAUCUCCUUCCACCAACCGCCAGAAGAAAGAAAGAAUGGCCCCCCCUCUUUUCCAACCCAACGAAAGGAAAUGCUUCGGAGCACAUAGUUUGGAUCCAUCUAGUGUCCAUGGUGGGCAGGCGGGCCACCUCCACAUCGGCCUCCGCCACUAUUGGCGUGGAGAACCAAAAAAAAGGGGCAAAGGACAAGGGGGGGGCGUGGCCUUGGAAUGUGGACAUUUCCAAAAUUUUCAACCAAUCAAGGCGUGGCUUUAUGUCGACGUGUGACCAGCUCACCAAUUCAAGGUGUUGCGUUUUCUUUUUUUCUGUCUUUUUAUUUUUAAAGAAAUUUGAUUUUUAGGAUAAAAUGCAUCAAUAUUUGGUUUUUCUAUGUCGUCGAUGAAAUGAUUAACACCUACUUGUUAGCGCUGCUUCAGGCAAAUGCUUUUUUUUAUUGAGACAAAAGAGGAAGAGAUGAGAGAGGAAGAAAAAAAAAAAGGUGGGACCAAACUAGAUCGGGGAAACACUCCUUAAGGAAUGUGAGGGUCUUUUUGAAAUCGAUUGUGUGGUUUUCUGGGGUAGCUUUUUGUGUUGCACCCUCUCGGUUGUCUUAUUGUAUGGAAGCUAUCAUUUCUCGAAAUGAAAAUUCCAUGUGGUCGCUUUCAGCUGUAGAUCAAAUUGUUUUUUUUUUUUUUUUCUUGGGUUUUGUACAAACUCAGCAACCAUGUUGUUUUGCCACAAACCAUUAUCAGUAAUGGAAAACAAAUGUUGUAAUAAAACCUUUGUUAUCAAAUGA